Pyrenophora tritici-repentis Pt-1C-BFP is the source of this 937-nucleotide messenger RNA. NCBI's taxonomy places the organism in Eukaryota, Fungi, Ascomycota, Dothideomycetes, Pleosporales, Pleosporaceae. The record is from RefSeq and is a predicted model, not a curated record.
ACAUCAACAACCCUCUUUUCCCAACCAUCAACAGCCACUGUCCCCCACCUACCACGAGCGCAGUGACUUUUACCCAUCUACGCGGCUUUGGCGCAACUCCUCUACCUACACAAAGACGUCCCGAUUCCUUGUUCGAUAAGCGCUUGCUUGCAGUGGAAGCACACCGCCAGCCAAGGAUCCGCAUUUAGAAGCCCAAUCUCUACACGACACCAGGCCAACCGCAAUCAUGAGCACCGGGGCCAAGAAGCGUAUUAUGAAGGAGUACACGGAAUGCAUGAAUGACACGCCGCCGGGCAUGAAGAUCAACUUUGACGAGCAGAACAUGACCAAGUGGGAAGUGUUGAUGGACGGGCCUGCGCAAUCAGCGUAUGCGGGCGGGCACUUCAAGCUCGAAAUCACCUUCCCAACCGAAUACCCAUUCAAGCCACCCGUCGUCAGCUUCCGAACUAAGAUCUACCAUCCCAACGUGAGCAACGACGACAAGGGCUCCAUGUGCCUGGGUCUGUUGCGCGCGGACGAGUGGAAGCCGCCCAACAAGGUGGUGUCGGUGCUCCGACUGAUCCAGACGCUGCUGAUUGAGCCCAACCCCGACGAUGCGAUUGAGCCAUCCAUCGCCAACGAGUACCGGGAAAACCGCAAGGAGUUUGAGAAGAACGCCAAGGACUGGGUCAAGCGCUACGCCAAGUAAAGAUUCAGCCAGCAGGCAGCGGCUGAUGUCGGGUAGAGCAUGUAUUCGAGUAGGACAGUGACAGCGCAUUGUCGGAUACAUAUUGCAUCUUUGGCGUUCGGCGAAAUUUGCAUGAGAAUGGGGCAGCUGAUAGUCGGUGGACAAAGAAGCAGCGUGUGCGCAGAUGGUCGUGGAUGGCAGCGGCGGUAUCACCGGACGAUUAUGCAGGGAAGGCUUUACUGGGUUCGCCAAAUAAAAUGAGUACAAACC